AUGAGUCUGUACUCCGUCCUCAGCAGCGCGCUGUCCGUCAUCGCCGCACCAACCUCCGACGACCCAAUCCUUCAGUGCAGCGAUGACCUACAAACCCUCCUCUUCAACGACACUACGAAUGCCCUCAAGCUUGCCGAUGCGAAACUACACGUGUACCCAUUUAAAGACGUGCAUAACAGCUGGCGACGGUUGUACACCGACGCGUCGAUCGUGAAAGCAUGUCUUAGUGUGAUCCGCAACUGCGACCUCCUCGGUCCACAGACCAAGCAAGCUACGAGACAUGGACUGGAUGUGUUGAAGCUUAUCAAAGAUCUCAAGGAUGAGACAAAAGAUGCGAAAAUCCCCUCGAACGCUGCAUGGCUUCCCGAUGUCAUUCACAUUUUGGACAAUGCGUUGCUCAUGACGGGAGGACUUCUUCGAGAGAGGCUCAUUGAAUCCUUGCUGUCUACACUGCAGGCGGCUACCUAUGACCCCAAUUCCUCAGAGGACUCUUUCGACGAGACUUCUAGACCUCCCUCCAAGCGCCGCAAGAUCUCACAGCCACUUUUCCCUCCCGAAUCCGUCCCCGCGCCCCGCCUGAAAUACCCUAUCCAGCGCGUAUCGGCGCCGUCCUUCGAUGCCAUGCAGAACCAUAUCCUCGAGAUUGGCAAACCGUUGGUGAUUACCGAUGCAGUGCAUCAUUGGCCCGCGAUGUCGACUCGUCCGUGGAACUCUCGCGAUUACUGGUCUGGUCGCACAUUCAAUGGCCGCAGACUCGUGCCCGUCGAAGUGGGCAGGUCAUACACGGAUGAAGGAUGGGGUCAGAAGAUCAUUGAGUUCCGGGAGUUCAUAGACAAAUAUGUCUGGCGAGGCAAGCUGGGGCCCAGUUCUCAGCAGCGAAAUGAGUGUGGGGGUUCCGAGGAAGACGAGGAGACCGGGUACAUGGCACAGCACGAUCUGCUCUCACAGAUCCCUGCUCUGCGCAACGACAUCAGCAUACCCGACUGCUGCUACAUCGAUCCUCCAGGUGCCGAGCCGGGUACACCUGUGUAUCUGGCUAAGCAGCGAGAACGCGAAGCAGCCAAGGCGCAGUCGGCAGAGAAAGCGACAGGCCUGAAAUCAGAUCAGUCGCCAACCCCAGAUGAAAAGGACGAAACUGCGUCAGAAGCAGGCUCUCUCAUGGAAUUUCCGUCGGACCCUAUCAUCAACACCUGGAUUGGACCUUCAUGGACCAUCUCACCUCUCCACCACGAUCAGUAUCACAACAUUCUCGUCCAGGUCGUCGGUACCAAAUACAUUCGUCUCUACUCGCCGCACACCCCAGCUUCCCAAAUCCACCCCCGCGGCCAGGAAUGGGUAGCGUCCAAAGAUGAGACCGAGUCGGGAACUUCGUCUGAUGGCGAGCCUGCGAAGAGACUCAUCGACAUGUCCAAUACUUCCAAGGUCGAUGUUGCGGCUAUUGAACUUUCGCCCGCGGAGGAGGAUCAAUGGGAGGCUAUGUGGCCUGGGUUCUUGAAGGCGGAGUACGUGGAGACUGUGCUGCGUGAGGGUGAGUGCUUGUACAUCCCUGUGGGGUGGUGGCACUAUGUUCGAGGACUGCGAGCUGGUAUUAGCGUUAGCUUCUGGUGGGGUUGA
Penicillium subrubescens is the source of this 1614-nucleotide messenger RNA. Its product is annotated as putative JmjC domain protein. Gene Ontology annotation, molecular function: 2-oxoglutarate-dependent dioxygenase activity. Bases 1 to 1614 code for a protein of 537 amino acids. The record is from RefSeq and is a predicted model, not a curated record. The transcript has a single exon. NCBI's taxonomy places the organism in Eukaryota, Fungi, Ascomycota, Eurotiomycetes, Eurotiales, Aspergillaceae.